This is a messenger RNA of Seriola dumerili (greater amberjack), 867 nucleotides long. Its product is annotated as microfibril-associated glycoprotein 4-like. Gene Ontology annotation, biological process: elastic fiber assembly. The record is from RefSeq and is a predicted model, not a curated record. Lineage: Eukaryota; Metazoa; Chordata; Actinopteri; Carangiformes; Carangidae. The coding region runs from base 122 to 850 and encodes 242 amino acids. The transcript is spliced from 5 exons.
UUACUUCAAGUUCAGCUUGCUCUGUAAGUCUGCUAUACAGGAGAUUAAACCCAGAAAAUUACAGUGCCAAACUAGGAGACACCCCUUAGGAUUACCAUCAAAUUACUACAUCAGAGCAAUAAUGGGUUUUAUUGUUUUACUCCUUCUGAUCCCAGUGGCAGUCUGCUCCCCAGUGUUUCUCCCAGUUGACUGCACUGACUUGUACAACAGAGGUUUCGGUCAAAGUGGGGUUUACACCAUCUACCCAGGAGGACCAGUCUCCCCAGUCCAGGUCUACUGUGACAUGGGCUGUCAGGAUGAACCUGAUAGUGGUAAAUGGACGGUCGUCCAAAGAAGAAAGGACGGCACCGUUAACUUUUACCGUGGAUGGGAUCAGUACAGAACUGGAUUUGGACAAGCAUCUGGAGAAUACUGGUUGGGUCUGGAGAACAUUCACCUCCUCACUCUGAGGAAGAGCUAUCAACUGAGGGUAGAAAUGGAAGACUUUGAAGGGGGAAAGACCUUUGUCCAUUAUUCCACCUUCUCUGUGGGUCCAGAGCUGGAGGGCUACAAACUUAGUCUUAGUGGCUUCACAGACGGAGGAGGCGGGGCUUCACUAAGUGCACAUAAUGGUCUCAAGUUUUCUACAUUUGACAAAGACCAGGAUACUCAUUCUAAAAACUGUGCCAUGCUAUACCUGGGAGGAUGGUGGUAUGGAGAAUGUCACGCUGUUAAUGCCAAUGGUCUUUACUCAUGGGGCAGCUCAACCUUUGGGAUUGGAAUCAAUUGGGAGUCUUGGAAAGGAUAUGAAUAUUCUCUGAAAGCCAUUACAAUGAAGAUAAGAGCCAGUGACAGUAAUGUUAGUAAUUAAAUAUUUACUCUUUUCUU